GAACGCUAACCGUUUAGCAUGUUGCAGAAAUACAGUAGCUGAAUGUGAUUGACAAAUGGUCGUACAAAGUUGACUUUUGCAGAUGAUAAAACAUACAAUAGACAUACGGUGUGCAUCAAUCUUGGCCAUUGUCCUUCUGCGUUGUUUGGCGCUGGCUCCAUUUUUGUGUUUAGCUCCUUUGCGAAAAGGGUUACCGGUUGCAGACGAGGAUGUGACUGGAUGUCGGUUGUGUUGCGGGACGCGGAAUGGAGACUUGGACUCCCAACCCCCGAGCGAAGCCGUUUAUACCCCGCCAACAAAGAAGCCUGUAUCUCACCUAUAAAUACAAAGUGUUUCAUAAGAGGACAAUUCGCCGGCUCUGUCAGGCAGGCGCUGUACUGUUUCUACUGGUAACGGUCAUAGUGAAUAUUAAACUUAUCUUGGACACGAGAAGAGUUGCCAGUGAAGAAGCAGCAGCUCAAGAAUAUGAGGAUGUGAUGCCCAACAUGGAGACUCCUCGCAGACCGGCAAACGGGCGCAAGGUUCUUGACAUUGAGGUGUACUCCAGCCGGUCCAAAGUCUAUGUGGCAGUGGAUGGCACCACUGUGCUGGAGGAUGACAUGCGGGAGCAAGGCAGAGGCAUCCACGUGAUUGUUCUCAACCAGGCUACAGGUCAUGUGAUGGCCAAGAGAAUUUUUGACACCUACUCACCCCACGAGGAUGAAGCCAUGAUCCUCUUUCUCAACAUGGUGACCCGAGGUAGAGUUCUAAUCUUUACCAUUAAGGAUGAGGGCACGUUCCAUCUGAAAGAUGCUGCCAAAAACUUGCUCAAAAGUCUGGGCAGCCAGGAGUGUCUCAAUCUCAGCUGGAGGGACAUGUGGACUCUGGUGGUGAAGAAAGGAGGUCAAGUAUAUGGUGAAAAGCAUUCGAAAUCUCCUGCUCUUUCCACAUGGGGCGAUCCAGUUCUCCUUAAAACAGAAGUGCAGCUCACUGCCUCUGAAGAGGCAGAGUGCCAUUGGGCCGAUACAGAGUGGAAUCGGCGCAGGAAGCUCUUCUGCAGCAAAGUAGAAGGAUAUGGCAGCAUCUGCAGCUGCAAAGACCCAGCACCCAUUGAAUUCAACCCAGAACCUCUGUCCAAUAAUAGUGUCUUCAAUGUCCCUGUAGCUGUCAUUGCAGGAAACAGACCCAACUAUCUCUAUCGGAUGCUCAGGUCGCUUCUUUCAGCUCAUGGUGUUAACACACAAAUGGUCACAGUCUUCAUUGAUGGAUAUUAUGAGGAGCCUAUGGAUGUGGUGGCACUGUUUGGACUGAAGGGAGUUCAGCAUACACCAAUCAGCAUCAAGAAUGCUAGAGUGUCUCAGCACUACAAGGCCAGUUUGACAGCAACAUUCAACCUUCACCCUGAGGCCAAAUAUGCUAUUGUGUUAGAGGAAGAUUUGGACAUCUCCAUUGACUUUUUCAGUUUUCUGAGUCAGACCAUUCAUCUGCUGGAUGAGGAUGACAGCCUGUAUUGCAUCUCAGCCUGGAAUGAUCAGGGCUAUGAACACACAGCAGAGGAUCCUACCUUGCUCUACAGAGUGGAGAGUAUGCCUGGCCUGGGCUGGGUCCUGAAAAAGAGCCUCUAUAAGGAUGAACUGGAACCAAAAUGGCCAACACCAGAAAAGCUGUGGGAUUGGGACAUGUGGAUGCGAAUGCCAGAGCAGAGGAAGGGUAGAGAGUGUAUCAUACCUGAUGUGUCCCGCUCCUACCACUUUGGCAUCAUCGGCCUUAACAUGAAUGGAUAUUUUCAUGAGGUAUAUUUCAAGAAACACAAGUUCAACACAGUUCCUCACAUUCAGCUGAAGAACGUGGACAGUUUAAAGAAGGAUGCCUAUGAAGUGGAAAUCCAAAACCUGCUUCGGGAGGCAGAGGUGCUGGACCACACGAAGAACCUGUGUGAGGACUCGAUGCUGCCAGACUCUGAGGGGAAAGUGUAUGUCAUGUUCAUUAAGAUGGAGUCGGAGACGGACUCCUUGACCUGGACUGAGCUUGCUAAGUGCCUCCAUGUUUGGGACCUGGAUGUACGUGGAAAUCACAGAGGCCUGUGGCGACUGUUUCGAAAGAAAAAUCAUAUCCUAGUGGUGGCUGUACCAAUCUCCCCAUACUCUGUGAAGAAACCUGCCAAUGUCAUCCCCAUCCACUUAGAGCCUCCCCCCAAAGAAGAGGGUGCACCAGCAGAGCAGCUAUAAACCUCUCUUUCUUGCUCUCUCUGUUUCUCUCACACAUUUUAACCAGCCCAGCCAGGCCUUAACAAUUUUUUCAACCACGAAUAAUACUGUUCUGGGAGCCCCAACCGAGGUUUAACACCACUGAAUCAGACCCAGUCUGUCUGUUGUUGCACAGUGACUUUGAUUCCAUUUCCCUUAAAACUGCAGGAUCCUGUUUGAUUUACAGUGUCCCCCCGCUAUACCACAGAAUAUUUGGGGAACAUACAGUAUCUACGUCUGCUGUCUCCACUCAUCCACCAUCCACACACAGAUGUAAUUUCUGAAUGUUACUCCGCGGCGGACUAAUAUGCGAAAGCACAUCGGCCUGAAGUUCCGCCUGUGCGCUCGGGACCUGCUUUGGAGUCACAGGAUUUGACGACACCAGAAAAAACACUUCCGCCGCUUCAGCUGUUAAGCGGUAACGGUACUUUGCUGCUCCAUUAUAUGGCAGACGUUUUCAGUUUAUAACGAUCGUUUUUAAUCGUUUUUUUACAGCUUUUUACAUGAAUAUAAAUACUGUACAGUAUUUAACAUAUAUAAAUAUUGAUUAAAAUGCAGUGUAAAGUCUAUAUUCAAAAUAAUGAACAUUUAACCAGUCUCACGAGAUUUUCAUUCUCUCAUGUUCUGAUUGGCUGUUGGUAACAUCAAGCAAUCUUGGAUAGAACUUUGAAUAUUUUCAGUGCUGUGAAAGAGUAUUGGCCGCCUUCUCAAAUUUUUGCAUAGUUUACCCACUUAAUGAUGAAGUGACUCAAAUGUAAAAAUCAAAUAUAACCCAAGUAAACAUAAUAUGCGGUUUUUAAGAGGCAAUUCAGUAACGAUACUUUUACUCCGUUUCAAUUAUCUAAAUGUCGCUCGCUUCUUUUAUUUCUCAAGUAUUUCGACUUCCGCAUUGGGCGCUGUUCGCACCAAUCCAGUUUAAGCCUAGUUCAGCAAUCAAACGACACAAGAAAGUCACGACCUGGUUGUCGUGACUGUGACGGCAACGACGCGCUACUCGUGUUUACAUCUCGACGAACCAAAACAACAGCUUUCAUGUAUUGCAGUAUUUGUCAUUUGAGCACUAGUUGCCCAAAUGUGGACAUUUCAGCCCACUUAUAAUUUGAGAAAACACCUUGCAGAAAAUUUUAUUUUGUUGUUUUGAUUUUACUGAUGUUCAUGCUGAUCCGCUAGUACAUCUUGUAUUAAUUAGGAAACGCGCCGACAAUUAUCUAAUUAGUUUACAGAUCCAUCCAUUUUCUGUACCGCUUUAUCCUCACAAGGGUUGCGGUCGUGCUGGAUGUUUAUGUUAAAUGUAUUAAGCGACGGUGCGAUGUUAGGGGCUAUGUCACGACACAGAAUUAACUAACUUCAAAUUCAGAAAUAGUAAAAAAAAAAAAAAAAAAAAAAAAAACUUAAUAUAUUU
Messenger RNA from Phycodurus eques (leafy seadragon), 3627 nucleotides. RefSeq names its product protein O-linked mannose N-acetylglucosaminyltransferase 1 (beta 1,2-) (gene pomgnt1). NCBI's taxonomy places the organism in Eukaryota, Metazoa, Chordata, Actinopteri, Syngnathiformes, Syngnathidae. The record is from RefSeq and is a predicted model, not a curated record. The transcript is spliced from 21 exons. Gene Ontology annotation, cellular component: Golgi membrane. Gene Ontology annotation, molecular function: beta-1,3-galactosyl-O-glycosyl-glycoprotein beta-1,3-N-acetylglucosaminyltransferase activity. Gene Ontology annotation, biological process: protein O-linked glycosylation via N-acetylgalactosamine. Bases 246 to 2207 code for a protein of 653 amino acids.